Messenger RNA from Manis pentadactyla (Chinese pangolin), 1800 nucleotides. It is a transcript of the gene TTLL9, whose product is annotated as tubulin tyrosine ligase like 9. The record is from RefSeq and is a predicted model, not a curated record. The transcript has 15 exons. Gene Ontology annotation, cellular component: cilium. Gene Ontology annotation, molecular function: tubulin-glutamic acid ligase activity; ATP binding; tubulin binding. Gene Ontology annotation, biological process: microtubule cytoskeleton organization; protein polyglutamylation. NCBI's taxonomy places the organism in Eukaryota, Metazoa, Chordata, Mammalia, Pholidota, Manidae. Bases 51 to 1436 code for a protein of 461 amino acids.
CACAGGUAUGCGUGGGGCGCUGUGGCGGUUUGGAUCUGGCGCUGGGAAUCAUGUCGCGACCGAAGAAUCAAAAUUACAAGGGCUAUGGAUUGUCAAAGGGUAAAGAGCGAAAGCCAAGAGCAUCAAUCCGGUUCAAGAGCACGCUUAUGAAUACUCUCAUGGACGUCCUCCACAACAGGCCGGGAUGGGUGGAAGUAAAGGAUGAAGGGGAGUGGGAUUUCUACUGGUGUGACGUCAGCUGGCUCCGGGAGAACUUCGAUCACACCUACAUGGACGAGCACGUGCGCAUCAGUCAUUUCCGAAACCACUAUGAGUUGACCCGCAAGGACUACAUGGUGAAGAACCUGAAGCGGUUCCGGAAGCAGCUGGAGUGUGAGGCGGGAAAGCUGGAGGCAGCCAAGUGUGACUUCUUCCCCAAAACCUUCGAGAUGCCCUGCGAGUACCACCUGUUUGUGGAGGAGUUUCGCAAAAACCCAGGAAUCACCUGGAUCAUGAAGCCUGUAGCCCGCUCCCAGGGGAAAGGCAUCUUCCUCUUCCGGAGGCUGAAAGACAUCAUGGACUGGAGGAAGGACACUGCUGGAAAGAAGCUCACCAUCUUGGAGGCCCAGCCAGCCCGGGGCACCCUCAAUCCCUCUGGUGACCAUGAUGCAAAAAGUUCUGACGACCAGAAAGAUGAAAUUCCCGUGGAGAACUAUGUAGCUCAGCGUUAUAUCGAAAAUCCCUACCUGAUAGGAGGCCGCAAGUUUGACCUGCGUGUCUAUGUGCUGGUGAUGUCGUACCUCCCACUGAGGGCCUGGCUCUACCGGGAUGGCUUCGCCCGAUUCUCUAACACCCGCUUCACGCUGAACAGCAUUGAUGACCAGUAUGUUCACCUCACCAACGUUGCUGUGCAAAAGACAUCUCCUGACUACCACCCAAAGAAGGGCUGCAAGUGGAUGCUCCAGCGCUGCCGACAGUACCUGGCAUCCAAGCACGGACUGGAGGCAGUGGAGAAGCUCUUCAGCGACAUGGACAACAUCUUCAUCAGGAGCCUGCAGAGUGUGCAGAAGGUGAUCGUCAGCGAUAAGCACUGCUUCGAGCUGUAUGGCUAUGACAUCCUCAUAGACCAGGACCUCAAGCCGUGGCUCCUGGAGGUCAACGCGUCCCCAUCACUGACAGCCAGCAGCCAGGAGGACUAUGAGCUCAAGACCUGCCUCCUGGAAGACACCCUGCAUGUGGUGGACAUGGAGGCCAGACUCACGGGAAGGGAGAAGCGAGUGGGAGGCUUUGACCUCAUGUGGAAUGACGGCCCUGUCAGUAGAGAAGAGGGGGCUCCCAACCUGUCAGGGAUGGGGAACUUUGUGACCAACACACACCUUGGCUGCGUCAAUGACCGGAAAAAACAGCUGAGGCAGCUGUUCCAUUCCCUGCAAAGCCAGAAGAAAGCUUCCAUUUAAUCCCCGGCCACCGCCUGGAGGAAAGUGACGGUGGAGGUGCCACGCUAGUCCUCUCUCCACUGUUUCCAGUGCAGCAGCACCUCAGAGUCCUCACCUGCCCCCCUCUGGCCUGGUGGCAGCUUUGCUGGCCCGGCACCACUGCUUGCUGCUUGUUCUGGGCCCCCGGGUGCCCCCACCCCACCCUGGGCAUCUUUGCACCAGAAGAGAGCCAAUCCCAGGACUGGGUGGGUUUUAACCUUGAUGGAUCGACUUGGUGAUCAACCCCAGCGAACAAACACAGCAAGUUCUGCUACCCGAGCAUGUCUAAUAAAUGAGCACAGGCCUCACUCGGAGUCACUGGCCCUGGGCCUAGUUCAGGGGAUAC